UUGAACGUUGAAACCACAACAAGCAGCGCAGAACCGGGAUACGGACGAUGGGUCAGAUUGGGCCUCGAAGACGGUCAGAGCCGCAGACGGAACCAAGCGACAGUGAGUGGCUUCGCGGUUCCAAACAGCUAGAUGCUAACGCUCUGCAGAGGUUCGGUACUUCGCUCCGCAGCCUGGUGCUCAGAGCAGCGUUUGGAGCCUUCAGCGGCACAGCGCUGUACCUGGGCAUCAUCCACAACCUCCCACCGAGCCUCAGCCUGACGUCAGCGGCAGGAGUUGUGUUUGUUGCGGUGUGUGCUGUGGCUGGAGCCUGGUCCUCCUCCUUCAGGUGUUCGCUCCUCCUCAUGUUCCCCAGCAUGCUGGGUUCGCGAGGCCACGCGUACCUCAUGGUGUUCACCCUGUCCGUGUUGUACAAAGGUCCGAUUUCUAACAUGCAUCAGAACAUUGAGGAAGCUGCUUUGUCUCUGAGCUGUAACCUGGACCUGCAGGUAAAUAACAGCAAGUUACUGUGGAGAGACGCUGUCAGACCAUUUAUCGCCAUCACACAGGAGCUCAUGGACAGUAAAGCAGAGUUUGAAUCAGAGAUUUUAAACAUCAGCAGAAGGUUUCAGUCAAUUAGAGAUGAAAUGGUCUUUCAGUACGGACACAGUCACUUCAAGAAUCAAAGCAGCGCUGACUCGGGUAACAGCACACAGCAACAGUUCACUGCAAAGAGCAGGAUGCAGUGCAACGAUGUGGUGGAGGACGGGGUGCAGCGCUGCGCUGACUGGUUCGCACUCCGAUGGAAGGAGUGUAUGGAGGUGGUACCUGUCCCUGUCAUCAGCCACAUGGUCUGUGUCUCCAUGAAGUUCCACUUCCUGUGUGACAUCAUCAGAGUUAUGACUCCGUGGUGCACACAGCAAAUUCCUGUGGAAGGAAACUUUGGCAAGCUGUUCGAUCAGCUUGAUGGUUCUGUUGAACAGCUGUCCCGACAGUUCAGCGCCGAACUUGUCCUGCAGGUCAGAAAUGAGCAGCAGCAGCAGGCGGUGCUGGCUGGAGCAGGGAUGGACCAGCAGUUCACUCAGGCUGUAAAAGAAUCCUUCAGGAACCUGACGACACCAGUGGAACAGCUGCUGAAUGUGCUUCAGCUCCUGAUGUCCUGCACCUUCAUCAGCAUCUUCAUGCAGGGCUUCAGUUACCACAGGUGCUACAGGAGGGACAUCCAAUUUGACAACUUCUACAUCACGGCGUACUUUAGACAGAUCGACGCCCGUAGGAGGAACGCGGGGAAGUGUUUCCUGCUGCCUCUGAAAAGAUCUGAGAGAAAGAAGUUUGUCGAUCCGUCCAGCCUGAGAAUUCACCCCGAGGAGCUCAGACAAGUGGUGUCCGGUGGCGUCCAGGUUCUGUCUGUGGCUCUGCUGUGCGUCGUCCUGCUGACCGUCGACUUCUCUUUAUUCCAUGUCCUGGACAUUGUCAGCAGACACACCUUCAGCCAGUUCAACCUGACCAGUAAAUGCACAUCAGAAGCGGCUGCUUUAAAUAUGGCGUCCAUAGGUGGUCACCAGGUGAGCGUCCGGGUCGGUGGAGCCUCCAUGAUGGCUCGGCUGCUGAGAAGAACGGUUUCUGCAUUCAACAGCUCAUCUGGUCUCCACAUCUACACUGAUAACCAGGGCUGCGCGUCUCCCCCGUCCUCCCUCUCUGCAGGGGUGUAUGUGAGCUGUGUGAGCUGCGUCCUGUUGGGGGCGCUGCUGAGUUGCCUUCAGGUUUAUAGCAACCGUCUUCAACGGGUCAUCGCUGCCUUUUACAACCCUCAGAGAGAGAAGAAGCGCAUUGUCUUUCUCUACAACCUGCAGCUCCAGAGACAGAUUGACUCCAGCAGGGAACAGAGACACUCAGUCAACCAAAGACGGACGGUGUUUCCAUGUCUGAGCAGCUGUUGACGGUGUCAGACGGGACACGCUGGCCCUGAGAACACAGCAAAAAGGAGGAGAUCUUCAGCUGUACUUUGUGAUCAAUAAACAUCUGUCUGAGCUGCC
This is a messenger RNA of Betta splendens (Siamese fighting fish), 2015 nucleotides long. RefSeq names its product DC-STAMP domain containing 1 (gene dcst1). The transcript is spliced from 16 exons. NCBI's taxonomy places the organism in Eukaryota, Metazoa, Chordata, Actinopteri, Anabantiformes, Osphronemidae. Gene Ontology annotation, cellular component: membrane. Bases 48 to 1919 code for a protein of 623 amino acids. The record is from RefSeq and is a predicted model, not a curated record.